AGGAAAAAGGCCGCCGUGGCCGCUCUCAGGUUCCUCUCUGGUAUUGAUAAAAUAAAAAUAUAUAAUGUUAAAAAUAUAAAUAAAUGAAAUAUAAAUUUUAAUAUUUUUUUAUGAAAUCUGAAUCUUUGAUAAUCCUGCUGAUUAUUGUUUACACAGAUCUGCAUUAUCUUACAAUUCUACAUUUCUCAAAGUGUUCCAGGAGAGAUCGCUAGCGCACAGAUGAAUUUUUAUGUUGCACGCUCAGUAUUACGAAGCAUAUAUACAGAAAUACGAAAAAUAUUUGCGUUAAUUGUUAUGUAGGUAGUGCAAAUCCGAAAGAAUAAACUCCGGAUUCUCAGGCAUUUUUCAACAUCUCGUGAGCAAUAAUUUUGGAAGAUAAUAUAUUUGCAUUUUUUACCUCUAGACUAUUCAAUCGAUAGAAUUGCGUGACUUUAUUUCUCCAAUGAAUCACAAUCUAGAAUCAUCCGAUGAUCAUCCAUGAUUAUCUGAUUAACACACGUUAUGUUGUACAAGCAGAUUAAGCAGAAUCGAAGGUUGCAUUCUGAAGGCGACAUUCGCCGUUUCGUGUUUCGUUCUGUUUAUUGUCGCGCUCGUCGAUCGAACAUAACCUGCAAAUCGCUCGUAUCGCCAAGUGAGCUCGCGCACCCGACCGACUCGUGAUUCGUGCCGGGGAAAGGUCCCCGGUGACUUCUCGGUGACACUUGGUCACGUUGUUCAAUCGUUGAAUCUCGUCGUCAAGACACACCUUGGAAGGAGGGUUUCGUCGUGGAAGUAUGCCUGAACGAAGGCCGGGGGUGAGCUGAAUUAGCCGGAACGUAGGUUAAAGCGCUGCGUCGUAUUAGGGGACUCUCUGUAAAGCGCUGAUCGACGCGAUGGACGUGGAGAAAAUUGCGAUGUUCGCCGGCGUGGGCUUCGCCAUCGCCGUCGGCCUUUUUGUCCUGUGGGGCCCGUCACCCAAGCCUAGAAAAAAAGGUCAAGUCAUUGGGAUCAACAAUUUGGGAUACACAUGCUUCUUGAAUUCUCUUUUGCAAGCGCUAGCUGCUUGCCCCUCGUUUAUUUUCUGGCUUCAGAGACAGCAGGAGAAGAAGGACAGAAACUUUGCUGACACUCUGCUUUCUGUUCUCAAAAAAGUCAAUGGUUUUGCGGAUGACCUAUACGGCAAUGUAACACCAGUUGAAGUCAUUUCUUCUAUUGGCUCAUUGUGGAAUUUUGGGCCUGGUCAUCAAGAUGCUCAUGAGCUGUUUCAUGUGGUUCUUAGCGCAUUAGACGCUGAAAUGCAACCUGCAAAUAGAAAAGGUUGUUUAUCCGAUGCACUGCCACCAAGCCCAAUUAAAUUAGAUGUAAGAGGAAUGAAUGAUACCCUGAAUCUCAGAAGCGCCUCUUGCAAUGAUAUCACGUCACAAGUAAAAAAUAAUUCUGAUAAUCCAAAAGGCUUUGACAAGAACUGCAACAAUCAGAUGAUGACUUCGACCUCAUCUAUAUCUAAUACGUCUCCAAGUACGUGCAGGCCUGGUAUGAUCCUUGCUAGAUCUUCGGAGCUGCUGUCGCGAAGCAUUCAAAGCAAUGGUGACUGCAUGAGCCUCUUCGAGAGAACAUGGAAAUCUCUGUGCACUAUGCCAUUAAUGAACAUUCCCUCGGUAUCAGUAGAGACACAUCCAUUCUCAGGCCUCAUCACAAGCCAAGUUCAAUGCAGCGACUGUUUCUGGAAGUCUUCAGUACGUUACGAUAAGCUUGAAACUUUGUCGUUACCAUUACCGCCGCUUACUUCAUCAUUCGUACCGCAACAUCACACUUUAGAAUGGCUGCUGUCGCGUUUUGUAGACAGCGAAAUUGUGCGCGACGUGCAAUGCGACGGAUGCUCGUCACGUUGCACCGCCAUCAAAACUCUCACCCUCGGCAAGCUAUCAAAGUGUUUAUGCUUGCACAUCCCGAGGACCACGUGGAGCUCUUCGGGCAUGCCAAUUAAAAGAGAUGAUCAGAUCACGUUCCCCGAAUUUCUGGUGCUAGAUCCCUAUACUUAUACAGAGACAAAAAAAAGAAGCGCGCAGGGUGACGCAAAAUUUCCCGGUAACAGUUUCAUGACGCGGAUACAGGGUAAACACAAAUACCGGUUGUGCGCGGUAAUCGAGCAUCGCGGCCCGGUCGAUUCCGGCCACUUCGUCUGCUUCAGACGCGGAAACAAAACGGAUCAAUGGUUGUACACGUCCGACGUUAUUGUCGAGAGCGUGUCAUUGACGCAGGUGCUGCUCGCCAGUCCGUACCUGCUUUUCUACGAGCGCAUCAACAGCGUUUAUCCUAGCUAGGAACAAAUUUUUCAAAAUAAUAGGCAAUCUAUAGAAAUUACGCAAUGACUCAUUGAUAACCGCUCUUUUUAGCCAUGCUUUCUCUCUUACGCUUUCAGCGUUUAAAGCAAAGCAAUUUAUAUAAACAACGGAAAUAUAUCAUAUGAAAGGAUAUAAUUGCAAUUAUAAAUAAACGUAGAAAACACAGCUAGAAAGAACGGAGGAUUUGCGGAAUACAAGAGACUGUCGGAUUUUCCAUAAUGAGUUUAGUAUCGUCAAUAUUGCGCGAUAUUACUUUGUUAUAAUACAUGACUAUGAAGUGUGUGGUCCUUAGGUGAUCUUUUAUAGCAGCAGCGUAAAUGUAUCUAAUAUAUAAUCUAAAAUUCAGAAAUAUUUCAUUCGCGACGGAUGUGUUAAUAAUUGUCAUUAUUAGACGCUGACAAAUCUGCCAGAACAAUUAGUUUGAUGAAACAAAAAUUUCUUGCUUCUAUAAUCACAUAGCGAUAGUAGAUUUCUACCAGGAAGGACUGUCAAUUCUUAAGAAUUGUUUGAUCGGUUCGUUAUUGUAUCUUUAUUUUAACGAAGACUAAAAUCGUGCCAAAUUCGUCGAAUUAAAUUUAUUAAGAGGAUGAGCGAGAUCUUGUAUUUUUUAUUACGUUUAUAUAUUUGGAGCUCUUUGAGCUCUCGCAUGUAGUGUGCAAUUGUUAAAAAUAUUACUAUUAUCGAAGACUGUGAAUUUGUUAUAAUUUGUAUAUAUCUAAACAUUUUUUUCCUUUCUCUGGUUGGCAUAAAGGAAUAUGCGAAUUACCAGAAUACUUUAAGAAUAUUAGGUAUAUAAAUAUGUAAUUUAAAGUCUUAUAAAAAAAAAUACAUUAAAGUGGAAUAAAAUUUACAAUGCAGAAUCCAGAUAUACUUUAUCCAAAA
This is a messenger RNA of Solenopsis invicta (red fire ant), 3206 nucleotides long. RefSeq names its product ubiquitin carboxyl-terminal hydrolase 30 homolog (gene Usp30). The record is from RefSeq and is a predicted model, not a curated record. Gene Ontology annotation, cellular component: cytosol; nucleus. The transcript is spliced from 7 exons. Gene Ontology annotation, biological process: protein deubiquitination. Bases 873 to 2303 code for a protein of 476 amino acids. Gene Ontology annotation, molecular function: cysteine-type deubiquitinase activity; cysteine-type endopeptidase activity. NCBI's taxonomy places the organism in Eukaryota, Metazoa, Arthropoda, Insecta, Hymenoptera, Formicidae.